Sus scrofa (pig) is the source of this 5155-nucleotide messenger RNA. RefSeq names its product carnosine dipeptidase 1 (gene CNDP1). Lineage: Eukaryota; Metazoa; Chordata; Mammalia; Artiodactyla; Suidae. Gene Ontology annotation, biological process: proteolysis. The record is from RefSeq and is a predicted model, not a curated record. Gene Ontology annotation, cellular component: cytosol. Gene Ontology annotation, molecular function: metallodipeptidase activity.
AGUUGGGGACUGCAGGUUUCUCUGCUCGUGAAACAUGUUCAUCUAGCUGUUCUGUAGGAGGGGAGGCCUUCCCCAGUUGUAGAAUCCAAAACUUGCCUGCAUGGUGCUAUUUCAUGGUGGGAAGCUGGCCACUAACAAGAAUACCCUGCCUGGCCUUAUUUAGAAAAAGAGAACUGGAGUUCUCUGGUGGUGCAGCAGGUUAAAGACCUGGUGGUGUUGUCAUUGCAUCGGCUCAGGUCGCUGCUGUGGUGUGAUCCCUGACACAGGAACUUCCACGUGCUGCCAGUGUGGCCAAAAAAAAAGAAAAAGAACUUACGAGGCUGCAUUUUUGACCCAGAUGAGAAGGAGCUGAGAGGAUCCUGAAUGUCUCCACGUGACCGAGGGAAAGUCAAAGUUCAUUCUGCUCUUGUAUUUUGGCCUUGGCCUCAGAAAAGCAAAGGACGGUGGACAUGUCAGGAUCCUUAAACCGUGUGCAUUAGUUUGUGAGGCUGCUGCAGACCCAGACAACACAGGCUUCCAGGUGAUGAGAGUUCCCUUGGGCAGGUGGGGCUCCUCAGCCUUGUGUCAGGGUCAUGACCUCUGCUCAGCCCUCGCCUGUCAGGGGAGAGGGCUCCUCGGUCCCAAGCACAAUUCAGGCUCAGCACGUGUCCCUUCCCAUCUGUAUUUUAGCUCAGGUCUCUACUCACCACUCAGCCACUCCUAACGGCACGAGAGGAGGGGAAACUUGCGUGGAGGAAAUUCUGUCACUGCAGGAGAGGAAAACACUGGGGAGUCAACCUUUAUGUGCCUCUACUGCCCCAUGGUUAUGCCAUGACUUUUGUCCCAGGGAAAACAAGAAAAAAAAAACGGAAUGUCUAGCAUUACAUAGAAGAAAGGACUCAGGAAGCACACUUUGGUUCACUUUUCAGAGAGAAUCAGGUUCACGUUCAGCAUCAUAAAUCAGCUAUAUUUAGUAGAACCUAUUAUCCCACAUCGUAAGAGAAUGGCCCCUAAAUGGGCUGAUGGGUGAAGAUACUGUUUGCAGAAUUCUUUUGACCUGUGCUUCCUGAAAGGGCCUUGCAGGAGAGGCUGGUUCAAUGCACGACUUGAAAGGAACAGUCAUUUAGUAGGAGCUGAAGUUCCUCAGAACAACAGACAGUCCUGGCCAACCCCCCUCCCCAGGGAAACUGUGGACUUGGACCUAGAUGUUUGGUGGAGGCCACCCAUUCAAGCAGGAGAGACCAGGGACUACCACCACCAGGGGAAACUGACUCACAGGCCUGGCGUGUUUUGGAAAGUCUCUCCAAGGCAUUUGGAGACUCACAGCCUGUUAGGGGUUGAAUUGCUUCCCCCUCAAAAUCCCAGUGUUCAAGUCUGAAUGCCCACCACCUCAGAGUGUCACCAGAUUUGGAGAUAGGGACACUGCAGAGGUAAUCAAGUCUAAAGGAGGUCAUGUGGGUGAGCCCUAACCCAGUAUGACUGGGGUCCUUAAGAAGGGACAUUUGGGCAGGGGUGCACACAGGGAGAGGGCCAGGUGAAGGUGGGGGCAGAGGUGGGGCGAUGCAUUUGCAAGUCAAGGGAUAAUGAAGAUUGCCUGCAGCCCCUGAAAGUCCAGCAGAGAUUCUUCCCCAGCUCUCCCCACCUGUUGAUUUGGACUUGCAGCCCCCAGAACGAGGGGAGAACAGAUUUUGCACAGUCUGCCGUCCUUCCUUGUGGCUCCAGCCUGUCAUACAUCCCCAUGUAUUCCCUCACGAGGGUCACAGUAAUGGCGAGGACCCUGUCACCUGCCACAGGUAACAAGGUGUGUUCAUGUCACCUCUCUCAGGUCUGCCGGCCUCAGGCAUGUGCACGGCCCCCUUUAAAGUGACACCCUCCACACAUGGCUGGCAGAGUGCUGGAUUGUCACACUGAGUUGGCCCCGAUGGCCUUCAAUUACAUCAGAUGACUUCCAGGCCACUACCUCACCCCUUAUCUGUGCAACAAGAUGAAUUGUUUCUUCCACUGCUGUCAAAUUGAAUGAGAAUCUCUGAAGCCUCUUUGUUUUCUGAAUGUGAAUAGGUCCACUCUUCCAGCCCUGUCUUCCCAUGGGGUGGGGGGUGGCGCAGACAAGCACUUUGUAGAGGGAUAUUUAAUGUGACCAGCUGAGGGCCUUGGUGAGACCUCCUCUUCCACUUUCCUUUGAGGUUCAGGAGAAUUGCGGAGGCCCCAGAACUGCAGCCCAAUGGAUCCUAAACUAGGAAGAAUGCGGACAAGGGCAGAGCAACCUCUGUAAAACAAUCACCUGGGACUCUAGAAGACUUGGGUGUCAUCUGUCCUUGCCUUCCUGCUGCUGCUGGACUGGGGCAUGUUCUCCCCACCUCCCCCGCCGCCCGGGCUUCUGGGGAAGAUCUUCCAGUACAUUGAUGUCCACCAGGAUGAGUUUGUGCAGACCCUGAAGGAGUGGGUAGCUGUUGAGAGUGACUCAGUUCAGCCUGUGCCCCGCCUCCGGCAAGAGUUGCUCAGGAUGAUGGUCCUGGCCGAAGAACGGCUCCGGAGCCUGGGAGCCCAUGUGAAUGCCGUGAACAUGGGGUCUCAGAAGCUGCCCGAUGGCCAGACUCUCCCCAUACCACCCAUCAUCCUGGCCGAACUGGGAAACAAUCCUGAGAAACCCACAGUUUGCUUCUAUGGCCACUUGGAUGUGCAGCCUGCCAGACAGGCAGAUGGGUGGCGCACAGACCCCUACACGCUUACGGAAGUGGAUGGAAAGCUUUAUGGCCGAGGAACAACAGACAACAAAGGCCCUGUUUUAGCAUGGAUCAAUGCUGUGAGCACAUUCAGAGCUCUGGAUGAGGAUCUCCCUGUGAACAUCAAAUUCAUCAUUGAAGGGAUGGAAGAGGCCGGUUCUCUUGCCCUGGAGGAGCUCGUCAAGAAGGAAAAGGCUGGGUUCUUUUCUAAUGUAGACUACAUCGUGAUUUCAGAUAACCUCUGGAUCAGCCAGAGCAAGCCAGCACUCACUUACGGCACACGAGGCAACAGCUACUUCAUGGUGGAGGUGAAAUGCAGAGAUCAAGAUUUUCACUCGGGGACCUUUGGUGGGAUCCUUAAUGAACCCAUGGCGGACCUGGUUGCUCUUCUCGGCAGCCUGGUAGAUUCGUCUGGUCGCAUUCUGAUCCCUGGAAUCUAUGACCACGUGGCUCCUCUUACAGAAGAGGAAAGAAAAAUGUAUGAAGCCAUUGACCUGGACCUCGAAGAGUACCGGCACAGCAGCCAGAUGCAGAAAUUUCUGUUUGACACCAAGGAGGAACUUCUAAUGCACCUGUGGAGGUUCCCGUCUCUCUCCAUUCAUGGGAUUGAGGGUGCGUUUGAUGAGCCUGGAGCCAAAACCGUCAUACCUGGCCGAGUUAUAGGAAAGUUUUCUAUCCGUCUGGUCCCUCACAUGAAUAUGUCUGUGGUGGAAAAGCAGGUGAAGCGACACCUUGAAUCUACAUUCUCCAAAAGAAAUAGCUCCAACCAGAUGACCAUUUCCAUGACACUGGGACUACACCCAUGGAUUGCAAACAUUAGAGAUAAUCAGUAUCUUGCUGCAAAGAGAGCCAUCAAAACAGUGUUUGGGACUGAGCCAGAUAUGAUCCGGGAUGGAUCGACCAUACCCAUUGCCCAGAUAUUCCAGGCCACCAUCCAGAAGAGUGUGAUGAUGCUCCCCUUGGGCGCCGUUGAUGAUGGCGAGCACUCUCAGAAUGAGAAAAUCAACAGGUGGAACUACAUAGAGGGCUCUAAAGUAUUUGCUGCCUUCUUCCUAGAGGUGGCUAAGCUGCAUUAAUCAUGGCAGGAACCUUCCGCCGGGAUCUGAUCUGCUGACAGGUUCCUUCUCCCACAACCCUGGGCAGGAGCAGAAGAAAUUUUGGUCUGAAAAUAAUGUUUUCCCUCUCAAUUAAAAUGUCCUUGGUUGUGAGUCUGUGACUCACCUGGAGCACCAAAAAAAAAAAAAAAAAAAAAAAAAAUUAAUAAAAAUAAAAUAAAAUGUCCUUGGAGGAGUUCCUGUUGUGGUGCAGCAGAAACGAAUCCAACUGGGAACCAUGAGGUUGCGGGUUCUAUCCCUGGCCUUGCUCAGUGGAUUAAGGAUCCGGCGUUGCCAGGAGCUGUGGUGUAGGUCCCAGAUGCGGCUUGGAUCCCGAGUUGUGCCUAUGGUGUAGGCCAGCAGCUGUAGCUCCGAUUAGACCCCUAGCCUGGGAACUUCUAUAUGCCUAGGGUGCGGCCCUAAAGAGACCAAAAAAAAAAAAAAAAAAAAAGUCCUUGGAUAUUUGGACCAAUAAUAAAAUAUUUCCAAGGUAUAGGCAUUGGAACUAGAUUAAUGUCACUGUUGCAUGCUUUUCUCAAGUUACAGCUCCCUUUAACAACCCGAUUUCCCCAAGUCCUGCUGCAUCACUCUAAAAUUGGACUCACAUGUACUUUUCAGGAUAACGACAAAUCUUUGAUUAGCUACUCUCCUUGCAACUUGAUUGGCAUCAUCACUCCAGUUUGUGUUACAGGCUCUGAAGUGCUCAUGACACAUAAUCAGCCCAUCUGUGACUGUCCAUACUGUAUCACCCUUGCUUUUACCAUGUUCCUUUUUUUCCACCACUGCCUAUCAUGACUUCCCCCAUGAGUUCACUUUCAGGAGUUACUAAAACAUGAUACCAUAUUAACCUCUUGGCUUUCCCUUCAUUUAUUUUUCCUGCUUCUUCACUAGUUCUGAAAUGAUCAGUAUUCAUGUCCACAUGGCAUCUGGGAUCCCCUGUGUGCAGAUAACUACUUUUAUACUUCCAAGCCCCUUUACCUUUGCUGUGAUUGAUGCCAACUGCCCCUCCUGCAUUCUGUUCUUUCUUCCUGCUGCAUCAGUAAAGGCCUGCUCACUCUCUCCAGCAUCUGUGCACAUGUAAAUUCGCCACAGCAGAAUUAAUCCUGAUAGACUUUCUCUCACUCCAUUGGAAUUUUACUCAAUGCCUACAUCUAAGUUGCUCAAAGCCUUUAAUAGCAUCUGUUUUAGAUAGAGAACUAAUCAACCCUGACAUCAGUAACACAUUCUAAAUUUAAAGCCAUCAGCUAAUGCUGCAUUCAGUAAUCAUUUUCAUUAACCAUCUUGUUUGGCUUGAUUGGAUUUGAUGGUGUAAACAAACAAAAAAUGCAGUUUUUCUACAGUUAAGUAAAUGUAAACAAA